This is a messenger RNA of Cloeon dipterum, 1339 nucleotides long. RefSeq names its product Ras-like protein A (gene Rala). Gene Ontology annotation, cellular component: plasma membrane. Gene Ontology annotation, biological process: Ras protein signal transduction. The record is from RefSeq and is a predicted model, not a curated record. Gene Ontology annotation, molecular function: GDP binding; GTP binding; GTPase activity. The transcript is spliced from 7 exons. NCBI's taxonomy places the organism in Eukaryota, Metazoa, Arthropoda, Insecta, Ephemeroptera, Baetidae. The coding region runs from base 249 to 854 and encodes 201 amino acids.
AGUCGUCUCUGGUGUCUUGGUCUUGUCCUACUCACUCACGGGCGUCGAAACCUAAACGAAAAGACUGCAUGGUGGAUAUUAUUAAUUAGCGGCGAACCCUUGUCCUUACAAUUAGCCAUACUGUGCCGAUCGCCAGUGAGCCUGUGUGCGAUUCGGAGGCAAGAAAGCGCGACGAGUAACAGGCGGAUCCGCCAACAAAGAAGAGCGUUGACCCUCGAUCACAGCGGUUUGACAGAAGAUCCGCAAAGAUGUCCAAGAAGCCAGCGGUGCAGCCGGCGCUGCACAAGGUCAUCAUGGUGGGCAGUGGAGGCGUUGGCAAGUCAGCUCUUACCCUGCAGUUCAUGUAUGAUGAGUUUGUCGAGGACUACGAGCCCACAAAGGCGGAUUCGUAUAGGAAAAAGGUAGUGCUGGACGGUGAGGAGGUGCAGAUCGACAUCCUGGACACAGCUGGACAGGAGGAUUACGCAGCAAUCAGAGAUAACUACUUCCGCAGCGGUGAAGGCUUCCUUUGCGUGUUCUCCAUCACAGAGCACGAGAGUUUCCAGUCGACAGAGGAGUUCAGGGAGCAAAUCUUACGAGUGAAAAAUGAUGACAACAUUCCGUUCCUGCUGGUGGGCAACAAGAGCGACCUGAAGGAAAAGCGGAAGGUUAGCCUGCAGGAGGCGACCUCGCGGGCGCAGCAAUGGGGCGUGCCCUACGUCGAGACGUCGGCCAAGACGCGCGAGAACGUGGACAAGGUCUUUUUCGACCUGAUGCGGGAAAUAAGGUCGCGCAAGAUGGAGGAGAACAAGGCCAACAACGGCAAGGGCAAGGAAAAGUGCAAGAGGAAGAAACGCAAAUGCACCAUCUUGUAGAGCCGAAUCCCCAAUCUAGGUGUUUUGUGAGCUGCUACAGAAAAUUGCCAAGCGCAAGGCUGCUGAAGAGGUGACCAACAACAAGGAAGACAAGGCCACCAAAAAGUGUUGUGUUAUUAUGUGAAAGAAAAAUCAUUCCCCAAUGUACUGAAAUCGCAUGCGCCUUUUUUUCUACAAAGCAACAUCGAGACAACCGACGCAUUUCCGGCAAUUCAACAGAUAUUUCACUGUUCUUUCAACCAAAUCUUGGGGUCCAUCAAAUGGAGCCUUGCUUUACACUAAUUUUCCACUUGUGUACAUAUGAACCCUCUAUGAUUUGUAACUUAUUUUUAAUAGGUUUGUUUCGCACACUCAAAAUUUUAAUGUUGAAAGAAGCUUCCUCUGUAAUUACGGCUAAAUCAACUGAUUUUUUAUCACUUUAUCAUAUUAAUAUUAUUUAUAUUAUGUAAUAAGAUAUCUGAUUUAUUAAAAAGUUGUAAAGUAGA